Molecule: messenger RNA, 159 nt
Organism: Racocetra persica
Lineage: Eukaryota; Fungi; Glomeromycota; Glomeromycetes; Diversisporales; Gigasporaceae
Source: the annotation of a GenBank genome assembly
GAAAAUAUUAUUAUUGAAUCGAUUUUAAACAAAUUCAAGUUACGUCAUUAUACUAAAAAACGUAAGAUUAAAGAAUCUGCAGUAUCUUCUCCUUCACCUGUUCCUGAAAAUAUUGAAUAUUCUGAGAAUAUUGAGGAAGAAGGCACUUUAGAAAAUUAA